AAAAUUAGACAUUUUGACUGUUCUCUGUAAAAUUUCCUCCACAAGGGUGCUUUUGUUGGUGCUUUUUUAAGAAAUAUAGCACAGAAGACAAAAUGAGAUUUAUAAGUAUUAAAAUAUUGUUUUAUAUUAUAUUACAGCCAUCCAGCAGCAGUCAAGCGGCGGAGUUAUUGUCGGCUGCUGGGACUGCUCCUAUCGGUUUCCUCGGCUUCGGCAGUCCGGCGUUUGUGCCAGCAAGUCAGUCGUUUGAUGACACCGACAACUCACUUGACUCGGACUUCAGAAUGGUUCUGAGGAAACUUUCAAAACGAGACAGCAUAACAAAAAUAAAGGCUCUCCAGGAGUUUAUUGGUUUGUGUCAGGAGAAGGACGAGGACUGUCUGAAAGCUGUUUUACCUUUCUGGCCUCGGAUUUACAACAAAAUGGCCAUUGAUAUAGAUUAUCGGGUAAGGGAGACCGCUCAGCAAGCCAUGAAUACUCUUGUGUCCAAAGUGAGACGGAAUUUAGCUCCGUAUGUCAAGAGCAUCAUGGGAAGUUGGCUGCUAAGUCAAUGUGACACAUACCCAACUGUUUCCUCAGCAGCAAAACAGGCUUUUCAGUCUGCGUUUCCACCUGCCAGGCAACAACCUGCAAUCAAUUAUUGUAAACUGGAGAUAGCAGAGUAUCUGAUUGAUAACCUUCUAAACCAGGCACCAGGCACACUUAGUGAUCCCAAAAAUAAUUCCAAAGAGGACAUGGAGCAGAAGUAUAACAGAGUUAUGGCAUCCUCAUUGUUGGCACUGUGCCAGCUUUUAACCUCUCUUCAAGCAGAUGAGCUGGGUUCAAUUAAAGGUCAUCUGAGAGGACUUUUGAAUGAUGGGAAAUUGUGGAAAUUUUCCAAAUCAAGCAUUAGUAAUAUUAAGAGUGGAAUGUUUUCAUUCUGUGCCAGUCUUUGUCAGACAUGCCCAGAUGUAGCUAAAGAAUACGUCACCAAGAUUGCUCCCUUCGUUCUAAACAGUUUAGACAUCACCGAUCCGGUCAUUAUUUCAUCUUUGUGGGAGGCCAUACUCUCUGUUGUCAACUACAUUGAGGACUGUUGGAGUCAUGUCAGCUGGCCGAAAUCCUUCUGGCCCAAACUACGAAAUGUUCUUGAAACUGGUUGUUUUGGAAAUGCUUCAAUCAUUGGACCCAGUAUUCUACCAUUGCUCAGCAAAAUAUCUUCAGCUUGCUAUGGGGAGCCAGAGAAGUUUUAUUCGGAAUUCUUUGUUUGUUUCAGGAAUGGAUUGAGUAAAGACAGUUUACUACAAAGUCCCAGCGAAUGUUCAUCCAUGAUCAAAGCAUUUGUUGAGUGUUGCCAGUUUAUCUGCAAACAAAUAACAGCAUCGGGUGGCCAGGAAAUAUUAUUAAGAAUUAUUGUGCUCGAUCAUUUUUUGCCUGUAGUGGAAUCAUCUUUGAUUGAGACUAGGCCAGCUUUAUCAAAGUCACCACUGUAUUCUGUGAUGGGCACCUUCCUCCAGAGUCUUGAAAAAUCAGAGUCCAGUGUGUACGUGGUAGAUCUCUUUUGGAAGGAGCUAUUACAGUGUGUUGAAGAAAACUUUUCUGACACUCGAGAGAACUCUGUAGCUAGUCCCCUCUUAGAAAGAUUACCUCUGCUGUUUCAAGGACUCAAAAAUAUGCAGACUACAAAAGCUAAAGCUGAAAAGGUCAGAUUUGUUGCUGAGGUGAAAUUUUCCUCUGAAGUGACUAAGGAUGAUAACGAUUCUAACGUUUCGUGUGCCACAAAUGUAUCAGAGCUUUCAACUUUCUCUCGUGCAUUCCUCCAAGAUGUCACUAGCGAAACAUUCCAAAAGGCAUACAAACUCAAACACGUAUCAUUUGUGAAAUUAUUUUCUGAGCUGGUUGGAAUAUCUUUCGAUGAAGCCACGGUGGUGAAACUGCUUGAAGUCUGUGACAUUUCUACGAGUGGCGAUGUGUUUUUGACAUUUGUGAAGAUUCUGAUAGUUCCGUGGCUGCAAGAGGAUCAGCUGAAAUCCAAUUCUAGCUGUGUUAGUCAUCUUCUGUCCAUCGUGUUUAUCUGCAUUACCCAUGUGAAGGAUUCCGAGAGUACGGCGGUAUUAGCAGAUCUCUGUCAUAUUUUAACUAGUCCUCUUCAUCUAUGUUAUUUGAUUGAGAAAGCUCUGGUCAAACGACAGUACCUGCCAUGUGUUCAGCACUGGUUUAAGAGCUCCAGCCUCACCGGCAGAGUUGUCUCCCUUACUCAGAAGAUCUGUCAGCUGAGUGUGGAGGAUGACUUUUCAGACAACAAGGAGAUGGUGGAUCACGGCUGGGCUGUCGUGUCUCUAGUGCUGUCCACGAGUGACAACGAAGAGCCAGUAUUUUCAACAGAGUGUAUCCAAGGUAUCAUCGACACUAUCCAUCUGACUCUGACGAAACUGGGUCGAAGUCAGCAGGAAAAUAGAGUGGACCAAGCAGUCCUGUUUGUCACUAAAGCUGCUUUCAUUUUCUUCAAUAAUCUGAAGAUGUGCCUGUCGAUCUCUUCAGCUGAGGAUCUUAUACUUGCUCUGUUUUCUGUGUGUAUCGACAUGAAGGAUUUCAUCUCAGAUGACACUUUGCAGGAAGCUAAACGUGCCUGGGUGACUGGUCUCCAGGUUGUGGUUAAACAGACUGGGGCUUUACUCAGGGAUAAGGGGUUCAUCAUGCAGGCUUGCAGUCUAUCAAAAACUUUAAUAGAAUCCAGAGCAAAGACCUUAAAAAGCUACAAACAUAUCUUAUCAAAUAUUGAGACAUUGGUGACAACUCUUCAGAAAACAUUACCCAGCUCGACGUGGACGGACCCUACAGUGCAGGCUGUUCUACAAAACCUGAUUAUUACACCACAGAAGUUGUCGUCGUACAAAAACGUUUUGGACUACAUAUAUGUAACUGGAAGACUAGUAGGAGUUGACGUUCUUACAGAGGAACCAUCUAAAGAACAGCCCGGACUUAGACAAACUAUUUUCACAUCCCUCUUCAACUCUGGUCUGCUGAAAUAUGCAAAGACGGGACAGACCAUGGCCAUGUCACUGUCGGAGAAAGGCGAAACGAAACCUGAAAUUACUCCUGAUGGUGAUGUUGAUCUAAAUGAGGAAGCUGACUCUCCGGGCAAUGAGGACAGCUGUGACUGGUCGUCGGACGAUUGUGACAUAUUUCUCAAUUCUCUGUCUGGAUUAGUCAUAUCUCGCUUGUGGAGAGAGAUGGAUGCCUGUAUAGAUGGUGAUAUUCAUGAUGGAAUAGCACUUCUGGAAGAGAGUAUAGCGUAUCUCAUCAAUACAAGUGGACAUAAAGACAAAGCAAAUGUUGUAAAGAAUGCUACAGCUAGGUCUGAGCAGUGUGGACGUCUUGAUGCUAUAACGUUACAAACUUUACUUGAUGAGCUGGAGAAGAAUAAAGCAGAACUUGAACUUGUGGACAGUUCUCUUCUUGACAGGUGCAGCACUUUGACAACAUCCACAGUGCACACCCUUCAGGCUGUUGUAAAGCACUUCUCAGGCAAUGGCAAGCAGGACAUGGCUCAGAUUAUGGUGGCUCGAAUUAUCUCUGUGGCUGCAGAAUCUGCUAGUAAUCUGGAUGGUGGUCUUGGCCCCCUCUCUGUUCUUGUCACCACCUUGACCUUUACACCAGAUGUUGAAGGUUCAGAGUUCAAGGACAUGAUGAAGGCAGUGUUGAAUCAGCUGAUGACUUGGAGACAAGAAGAUGAUGAACUCAUGCUCUUUGCAAGUGACCUGUCUGAAGCAGCUGUUCCAAAAUUGUCAUUAAACACUGAGGUGAUGAGAUUUGUGAAACUGAUUUUGUCACAAGUACCUAGAAAUUUGUCGUCAAGUGAAUGGGACUUCAUCAUGUGUAGCACUGUCGCUUGGAUACAGAGUAUUAAUGGAAGCAAGAAACACCUCCUAUCGUCUCUCCCAGUGAUGUCGUUUGCUGUCAGUGCCUGUGAUCUCCUGGCCACCGUUGUAAGCUGUCUGCACAGUGAGGUACUCGAGAAUCCAUCGGCAUUUCCAGAGGACUUGCUUACAGAAUGGCAGGAGUUUUUCAGUGGAGGGGCGUACAGUGCUCUGCUGCCCUUGUAUGUUAAACUAGCAGGAGCAUACAAGCAUUCAGCAGCAGCAGGUCUGGAGUCGGUGUGGCUGUGUUCUGUGGGGUUGGCCGUAUCUCACUGUCCAAAACAACAGAUUCUUGGCCACCAGCUGUCCCCGUACUUCAUUGCCGGAGAAUCAUCUCCCUUGCCAGAUACUCUUCAAACCUUGAUUAACCAUUUUGGUCCAAUGUUAUUGUUUGCUGAUAAAUCUGUGCAGGUCACAUCAUUUUGGAUACUUAAUAGCAUAAUGUCUGAGCUACCUCAGUAUGAACAAGAGUACAAAGAUGACUUUGAACCAGAAACAAAAGAGGAAGUGUCACGAUGCCCACCGUCUUGCAUCAUGAAAGUGAUAGAAGAUGGGGACGCUGCGCUGGACAUUGUGUUGGCCGACGUUGGGGUACAGGACUGUGUUUUGUUGGAGCCGAAGACGGACGAGUUUCAAUACACGCUGGGAUAUCUUCUAGCGUGGAGGUUACUGCUCCGAUUCUUCAAAAGCUCAUCACCAGAGCUAAGAGCACAGUAUGCUGUAUACUUCAAGAAAAUACAAUUAGUGCCUCGUCUGCUUGAUCACCUGUUCAGGUUAAUAUCGGACAAGCCACAAAGUGUGUACUUUGAAUCGACUGAAGACUUAGUGGCGUCAGACCAGCCUUCGAGCAAUGAUAUUCAGCGCUUGGUGUGUAUGGUUUACCGCCAGAGUCUGGAAACUUUACCAGCCCUUGUCCGACAGUGGUGGAUCGACCAGGACAGAAAAACAUCACUUUAUAUUGACAAAUUCACAAAGACCCAUGUAAGUCCAUUGCUGAGCUCUUCAGAAAUUUCUUCUGUGCAAGUUACAGACAGCAACCUUGAUGGAAUCACAAUCAAAGGACGGCCAUCGACAAGAGAAGUUGUUGCAAGAUAUGUAAUGGCUGAGGUGACAAUAGAAGUUGUGAUCUCUCUGCCUGAAAACUACCCACUAGGCAACAUAUCUGUUAUCAGUAACAAGAGAGUGGGCGUGUCACAGGCACAGUGGGACAAGUGGCUUCUACAUCUCAACAUAUUUCUGCAGCAUCAGAAUGGGACAAUCCUGGAAGGUGUCAAGCUGUGGAAGAACAACAUUGACAAGAGGUUUGAGGGAGUUGACGACUGUAUGAUCUGCUACUCCGUCCUCCACGGCACAAACUUCCAGCUUCCAAAACUCAUGUGCAAAACAUGCAAGAAGAAAUUCCAUUCCACGUGUUUGAUCCUCGACCUCGACUACAAUGUCCUAGAUCCUCGACAAAUACUGUUGAAUCGCUUGCUAGAUCCUCGACUAAAUCUCUUCUAG
Messenger RNA from Gigantopelta aegis, 5396 nucleotides. Its product is annotated as E3 ubiquitin-protein ligase listerin-like. Gene Ontology annotation, biological process: rescue of stalled cytosolic ribosome; ribosome-associated ubiquitin-dependent protein catabolic process. NCBI's taxonomy places the organism in Eukaryota, Metazoa, Mollusca, Gastropoda, Neomphalida, Peltospiridae. The coding region runs from base 93 to 5396 and encodes 1767 amino acids. The transcript is spliced from 30 exons. The record is from RefSeq and is a predicted model, not a curated record. Gene Ontology annotation, cellular component: RQC complex; cytosol. Gene Ontology annotation, molecular function: ubiquitin protein ligase activity; ribosomal large subunit binding.